Molecule: messenger RNA, 207 nt
Organism: Anisakis simplex (herring worm)
Lineage: Eukaryota; Metazoa; Nematoda; Chromadorea; Rhabditida; Anisakidae
Source: the annotation of a GenBank genome assembly
UUCCAUGGUAAGGGUCCAGGCAAACGACAAAUUGAAAGACGUCAAGCGAAAAUGGAGAAGAAGGAAUUAAUGAAGAAAAUGAAUUCAAUGGAUACACCGUUGGGUACUCUUCAGAAGCAGUUGAAGAAACAGGAAAGUCUGCAAUCACCGUAUAUCAUCCUGAGUGGAUCUGGUCGUGAUACAGGGGCACCACUCAAGAAGGAUUGA